GUGCUACAACGCAUUUUUAAUAAAAAAAAGUGGUAGUUUUAGUUUUUCGUGUCAAUUUCUUUUAAUAAAAUUAAAUAUAAAAGUUAAUUUAUAUUUAUCAAUCAUGUCAAUAAUACAUAACGAUGACAACAUAAUGGCUAUUGACGAAGAUCCACAAGUUAUUAUCAAUGACGAUGAGCCCUCGACUACGCAAAAUAUUCCCAAUGGCCGUUCCAUGGACUCACUACGCUCUUCGUUUACCAAUCGCAGCUCGACCCCAGAUUCCUCCCACAAUUCGCUCGACACGAUUGACGUAGGCGCUGAUGACCUGCAGGAGAAAUCUCGUUUAAUUACUCAAGUCCUGGAAUUGCAGAACACAUUGGAUGAUUUAUCACAGCGCGUUGACUCGGUGAAGACCGAGAAUCUAAAGUUACGUUCCGAGAACCAGGUGCUCGGGCAGUACAUUGAAAAUCUGAUGUCAGCAUCAUCGGUGUUCCAAUCGACCAGUCCAAGUGCUUCGAAAAAGAAGUAGAAGGAACAGGAUACGAUGGGAUCCAUGCCAUGCGAUUCAAACUCAAAUAUAUGCCUUGUCAUUUAUACAUGAAUUAAUUGCUUGUGUUAACGCUACAAAUUAAUUGGUGUUGCUAAUCUGUCGAAUUUGUGCACAAUAUUUUUUAAUUACUAGUUAGACCAUACGCUUA
Molecule: messenger RNA, 680 nt
Organism: Drosophila innubila
Lineage: Eukaryota; Metazoa; Arthropoda; Insecta; Diptera; Drosophilidae
Product: short coiled-coil protein
Exons: 2
Coding region: 104-511 (135 amino acids)
Cellular component (GO): trans-Golgi network
Source: RefSeq, a predicted model, not a curated record